Molecule: messenger RNA, 4046 nt
Organism: Ectocarpus sp. CCAP 1310/34
Lineage: Eukaryota; Phaeophyceae; Ectocarpales; Ectocarpaceae
Source: the annotation of a GenBank genome assembly
UGUUGCGUUCCACCAGGAGGAUUGGUGUCGUUGCUGCUGGCAUCUUCGUUGGCCUUUCAAUGCAUCAAGUGGAAGGCCAUGUUUACCUGAUGGUCCCUGUGAGCCGCAACUUUUGGGCAACGGACGCUUUCCAAGAAAGUUCCUACUCGGACAUCAAUUGGUGCCCUCACUGUUUCCAGAGCCGGGGACCGAGUGCGGUUCGCGAACGAGGGGAAGAGAACACGGAAGAAGCCGUGCUCGCGAUGUACGGUCGUGGGGAAUGGCCCCACCUGUUUUCGUACGAACGAAACGAGGUUCAUGGCAACGGAAACUACUACGAGCCGGAGGAAAUCUCCGUCAGGCACGGCAUUUGUGGCGACCCCGAACAAACCAAGGCUGAGGGCACCAACCUCUACGGACAAGAAAAUAGCAAGUACCCGGUACACGGCAAGUACUCUGAAGGCGGAAUUAUUGAGAUCAAGAUUGUGGUCUCCACCUACCAUUGGGUGAGAGAGCUGCCCGAGCUAAGUGCCCAAGGUUUCAUCUGCGGGAUUGCAUACCUGGCGUUUUUGGUGCUAGUCGCGGCGUUUGCUGUUGUCGUCUUCGUCUUCGUCGUCGAGGAGGGGGAGUGGAAGAGCGCUCCAACGCUCUACGCGCACCGCGCCUAUGAAGCGGUGCCCGGCAAAUAUCGAGCACUAGACUACGUCCACGGAGGUAGCGGCCACCUCGAGUUCUUCAUCUGUAAUGCCGAGGACAUGUCUGAUCCGGACGGGGUCGUGACUCAGGGCUGCUUUAACAUGCACCCGCUCGAUCGUGCGGACGAUGACGGGGAUGCUAGCCCCAUCGACCCUGACCAUAUUGGCAGGUACUACCUGGACCCGCCCUGCCGCGCCGGUGAGACGGAUCAGGAUACUCUACCCGGAGCUUAUCCCGGCGAUGUCGCCACCGCACGGUACAAGCUGCCGAGCGGGCUCACGUGCAGCCGCUGUAUCUUACAGAUGGUCUACUAUACCGGCAACGCGUGCAAGCAUCCGGGGUAUGACGAGUUCGACCCAGUCUCGGUACCUGACGGGUGCGCUCCGACCAAGGAAGACUGGGUGCAGACGCAGCUGGGCAUGUGCGGCGAGGACGGCAGAUACCCAGAAGAGUUCUGGAACUGCGCCGAUAUCGAGAUCACCAGCGACGAAGAUGGAGGUGGGCCCGCCCCUACAACCCCUUCGCCCACCGACGAGGAGGAGCUUUCGCCUACCCCUGAGCCGUCCGUUCCCACUGUGGAACUCCCUCGAACACCGGAGUAUGGAGAGCCCACACCGGCACCGCCCGUCUCUGGCAUGGAAUCAACGCCCGUCCCUUCCGUGGCUCCGGCGUCUCCGACGGCGACAUCGUGUGACGACCCCGCGGAAGUGUACGAGCAGUGCGGUGGCGAUGACAGCUACGAUGGACGUACAUGUUGUGUCGAAAACUCCGAGUGCGUGGAGCUCGCCGACUGCUACUCUGAGUGCCGCCCGGCUGAGACUACCCCUGAGGACAACUGCUCUGGAGAGUGGGGUCAAUGCGGCGGAAAUCAGUGGCAAGGACCGACCUGCUGUGAGGAAGGCAACGACUGCGUCGUUAGCAACGAAUGGUACCACCAGUGUAUUCCGGAGACGACUUGAUCUGAUCGUUCUGUAGAAAUACUGUCGAUCUGACCUGGUCUGUCUUCUUCCUCUUGAGCAUUCCUGCAAGAUCCUUUGGGUUUCGAUCCACAAACGAUCUGAUCUGAGUUCUCGACACGCAUAGUUCCUUUUGGUAUGACGUCAUUCCUCAUUGAAAACGUCUGGGUCGUCUGAAAUUCUUUUUUCUUUCAAUCUGGCGGAGAGGGAAAAAUGGGGAGGACAGAUAUCGGGGAACGGGAAAGCAACCUGCAACAUCGAUGAGGCGGCGAGCGAAAGGGGAAAGGGCAUAGUCUAGUCGAGAGAGCGUAACGAUGCCCGCACGUAUCUACAUAUGCUUUGCUACGUGCGUGCGGCAAUAUGUGGAGGCUCCGCCGUCGUUGCGUGCCAACAGUACUAGCUCAAGCAAGGGGGGGAGUGGUUUGGGGUCAUCGUGUUGGAGAAAGUUAAGGCAGACGUGUAGCGAACGACUGCACGAGGGGGAUCGACCAAAAAAACUGUCUCGGAGGAAAAGGGAAGUAUCUCUUUGUACUGAGUGUGUACGUUCGAAACACGGGGGUAUCUACCAGUUAUCCAUGUAGGAAUGCUGUAACGUCGGGUAUGGUUCUUCUGAAACAUGAAAUCCGAUGUAAAUGUGGUCAUGCGGGUAUCACCACCCUACAGCGAAUGCCGCACCUUUUUUCUUGUCUACGGGAAGAGGUGUGUGCAUGUACGGAUGCUCGCAGCACACCUUCCAUCGGUUUCGAGUGACCUACUGUGAAUUUCGUUGUUCUUGCUUUUCAACGGCGUGAGGCACAGCCACUCAAUCGUUCGGAUGGGCGAGGUGUUGGUGACGUAUGUAUGUAGUAUUUGUUUGGCUAGUAGUCAUCACCUUCAUCAGGUGUGGAUAUUGACGGUCAUGAUCACCACCACGUAGUUAUUGGGUCGUUUCGCCUGUUGCGCGCUGAAAGAAUGGGCGAGUUCACUUUCGUUGUUGCCCGGGCCGUCACCAAGCGCGAUACUCCACUAUAGUUAUCGGGUAUUAAACGUAAGCCGGGUCGCGAAAACCAAGACAAGUCUACGGCUCACAACUCCCGGAUCUUCAUUCUGUUUUGAACGAGAGGGACAUUGUCGUUGCUUCGAAGUCCGUAUGGUCUUCGUCAUCUGAAAUGCGUGGUGGGUUGUUCUUCAGUCACCUGUCGCCCUCGAAAUGUGCUACGUUCAUGGUAUGGUUGGAUUUGGGUUGGAAACCACGAAGAAUGACUUCAUGGAGAAUUUUUCGCUAGCGUGCGUGUUGGUUCGUUCCUGAUUUGUAGCAUGGUUCUUCGGCUGUACAUUGAAUGACGAUCGAAGGGCGCGCGAAGAAGUAACUAGGAAGUCCCCGACUUGAGAUUGAGCAAUCGACGGGUACCGGUAGCACAGAAUCAUUCCGCGAUGUCUUGCGGAGCAGCAUUCUCGGGGUUGUGUGAUUGGCCAUGUGUAGUUUGUCAACAUGAGGCUACGCCCCUUUGACAGUGCGUACAUCAUGAUGACACCUACGUUGCAUAUAAUUUGCCAGCCACCAGCUGGGGAUUCAACUAAUAUUAUGUGCAUGGUGAAUGGGGCACGGAUCCCGUCAAAUAUGCAGGCUCUGGUAGCAGACUAUUGGGUCAUCACCAUUAUUAGCAGUAGUUUGGCCACGACGCAUAGACACUCCUCCUCCUUUCGAGGGGAAGUGACAGGUUUUCGAGGGGAAGAAAGGAUGGAAGCAUGUGAGCAUCACGGGAAGAAAGGAUGGAAGCGUGUAAGCAUCACGGGAAGUGCAGCCAUGAGAGGUGCGCGCACUUCUUGCGAGAAGAGGGAAAGGACACAGGCGCAAUUAGUUCUUGCUUUGCCGCGAGUCUUGAGCUUCUCGGACAAGGACGUCACGUGUUCAACGGCAGGCCCUCCAUGCCUUUCUGGAGGAAGUGGUGGGGGGUCAUUCGAGUAGAAGUGUGGCAGCAGGAGCAUGAAGUCAUUAAAAUCUUGGGAGAAGGGGAGGGGGAUGGGGCGCAUUAUCCACGGCAAGGGAGUCAGUCACUCCAGACGCAAGCAUCUUUUUUGUAGAAGGAGGGGGCGAGCAGUUUAACUGGAGGAGGAUGGUUUUCACCAUGAACGAGGGUUCUUUCAACCCUGAGGGGCAAGUGCCCCUUUUGAACGGGGUGUUGUGGACACGGCGUCGAUGUGGUUGAUCGUGGCGGAGGAGAAUAAGUCCACAAGAGUCUCGUUGCUUGUCUAGAAGGGGUAGUAGGAGAAAGAGUGAAAACGCGUGGUUUUAUCCUCGCUUUCCCACUUUGGAUCUGUAGAACAGAGAAGGUUUCGUGCGUUUCGUGCGCACGAGAAAGUUCAUACAUGGUUCUCUCGGUGCUUGACCAGAGGUGAUUGAAUGCAACACUGAACGGAAUUAAUGCAAUUAGG